Talpa occidentalis (Iberian mole) is the source of this 1470-nucleotide messenger RNA. Its product is annotated as cytoplasmic protein NCK1-like. The record is from RefSeq and is a predicted model, not a curated record. Gene Ontology annotation, molecular function: ephrin receptor binding. Gene Ontology annotation, biological process: negative regulation of PERK-mediated unfolded protein response; negative regulation of endoplasmic reticulum stress-induced eIF2 alpha phosphorylation; positive regulation of translation in response to endoplasmic reticulum stress. Lineage: Eukaryota; Metazoa; Chordata; Mammalia; Eulipotyphla; Talpidae. The coding region runs from base 64 to 1176 and encodes 370 amino acids. The transcript has a single exon.
AACGGCCAUCGCGGCGUCCGCGGCGGCGUCCCGGUGCCCUCGUCAGUACUGAAGCUGCUGAAGAUGGCAGAGGAAGUGGUGGUAGUAGCCAAAUUUGAUUAUGUGGCCCAACAAGAACAAGAGCUGGACAUCAAGAAGAAUGAGAGAUUAUGGCUUCUGGAUGAUUCUAAGUCCUGCUGGCGAGUUCGAAAUUCCAUGAAUAAAACAGGUUUUGUGCCAUCUAACUAUGUGGAAAGGAAAAACAGUGCUCGGAAAGCAUCCAUUGUAAAAAACCUAAAGGAUACCUUAGGUAUUGGAAAAGUGAAAAGAAAACCUAGUGUGCCAGAUUCUGCAUCUCCUGCUGAUGAUUGCUUUGUUGACCCAGGGGAACGUCUCUAUGACCUCAACAUGCCUGCUUAUGUGAAAUUUAACUACAUGGCAGAGAGAGAGGAUGAAUUAUCAUUGAUAAAAGGGACGAAGGUGAUCGUCAUGGAGAAAUGCAGUGAUGGGUGGUGGCGGGGUAGCUACAAUGGACAAGUUGGAUGGUUCCCUUCAAAUUAUGUGACUGAGGAAGGAGACAGUCCUUUGGGUGACCAUGUGGGUUCUCUGUCAGAGAAAUUAGCAGCUGUCGUCAAUAACCUCAAUACUGGGCAAGUACUGCAUGUGGUCCAGGCUCUCUAUCCAUUCAGCUCGUCCAAUGAUGAAGAACUUAAUUUUGAGAAAGGAGAUAUAAUGGAUGUUAUUGAAAAACCUGAAAAUGACCCUGAGUGGUGGAAAUGUCGGAAGAUCAACGGAAUGAUUGGUCUGGUGCCAAAAAAAUAUGUUACCAUUAUGCAAAAUAAUCCAUUAACUGCAGUUUUGGAACCAUCACCCCCACAGUGUGAUUACAUCAGGCCUUCACUCACUGGAAAGUUUGCUGGCAAUCCAUGGUAUUAUGGAAAAGUCACCAGACAUCAAGCAGAAAUGGCAUUAAAUGAAAGAGGGCAUGAAGGUGAUUUCCUCAUUCGUGAUAGUGAAUCUUCGCCAAAUGAUUUCUCAGUAUCACUAAAAGCACAAGGGAAGAACAAUCAUUUUAAAGUCCAACUAAAAGAGACUGUCUACUGCAUUGGGCAGCGUAAAUUCAGCACCAUGGAAGAACUUGUAGAACAUUACAAAAAAGCACCAAUUUUUACAAGUGAACAAGGAGAAAAACUGUAACUUAUCAAGCAUUUAUCAUGAUACUGCUAACCAGAAAUGACUGCUACACAGCUGUAAUUUGUCAUGUAAUUGAAGACUGAGAAAAUGUCAGUCCAAUCGUGCUUGAUUGGAAAUUGCUGUUUCUGACUCUAUAUGAGAAUUGACCAUAUAAAACAUAAGUAUUUUUAUUGUAAUUAAUCCUAUACAUGUAUACUACAUAUGCAAAUCAUCUGCAUAGAGCAAUUCUUUAUCCUUCCUUAGUCUUCUGUUUUUUGGUUUUCUUUGCUUUUAAUAUUAAGGGGUUUUUUAUUUUGA